CAACCUUCCAACAACCAUCAUUCUGCAUCGAAUCGAACAAUCAACAAUCUCAGUCAUGGCUCUACUCGUCGAUAAAUUACGACCUCGAUCUCUGGAAGCUCUCACAUACCACAAAGACCUUUCAGAGCGACUAUCAUCACUGGCAUCUUCAGCUGAUUUCCCUCAUCUCCUCUUCUAUGGACCCUCGGGCGCGGGUAAAAAGACCCGUAUCCUCGCGACCCUCCGGGCCCUGUACGGCGGCGGGGUGGAAAAGAUCAAGAUCGACGCGCGCAUGUUCACGACCUCGUCGAACCGGAAACUCGAAUUCAACAUCGUCUCGUCCGUGUACCACCUCGAGAUCACGCCGAGCGACGUGGGGACGUACGACCGGGUGGUGAUCCAAGAACUGCUGAAAGAGGUGGCGCAGACGCAACAGGUCGACCUGGCCGCGAGGCAACGGUUCAAGGUCGUGGUCAUCAACGAAGCCGACGGGCUCAGCCGCGACGCGCAGGCCGCCCUGCGCCGCACGAUGGAGAAGUACAGCGCCAACGUCCGGCUGAUCCUCGUGGCCAACAGCACGGCCGGCAUCAUCGCGCCCAUCCGGUCGAGGACGCUGCUCGUCCGCGUCGCCGCGCCCACGGAGCCCGAGAUCGUCGACGCCCUGACGAAGGCGGCCAGGAGAGAAAACUGGAAGGCGGUGCCGGCGCUGAACGAACGCAUCGCCCGCGAGUCGGGCCGGAACCUGCGGAGGGCCCUGCUGAUGUUCGAGGCCGUCUACGCCCAACACCCCGAACCCAGCGACAAGACCCCCAUCCCCCCGCCGGACUGGGAGGUCCUGAUCGAGCAGGUCGCCCGGGACAUGGUCAAGGAACGCACGCCGGCCAUGAUCCUGGCGGUCCGCGCCAAACUCUACGACCUCCUCACCCACUGCAUCCCGGCCACGAUGGUGAUCAAGACCCUGUGUUGGAAACUCGUGAAUCUCCCCGAAGUCGACGACAGCCUGAAGCCCGAGGUCGUGAGGUGGGCCAGUUUCUACGAGCACCGCAUACGUCUGGGCAGUAAAGUGAUUUUCCACCUCGAGGCGUUCGUGGCAAAGUUUAUGCGUAUCUUUGAAGGUUACCUCGUCGGCAUGGACUUUUGAGCGGGCCUUCUGGCCGUGGGGGCUAGAGAGUCGAAUCGUGCGAAGAAAAGGACCCAAGGUUGUUCUCCACGGGACUUACUACGGGUACCAGUGUCGAGGGUCCUGGCGAGAUAUGUUACGAUAUUGGUCAUCAUGAGCGCGGCGUUUUGAAGAAAUGGAAUUGCUACGGAUUGUUUUGUAUUGUAAAGUCAAGAGUCAGAAGUGCACUGGAAGAAAAAGUAGGGGCUCCAGACCGCAGACCUUUUGGCCCUUUCUGAUUUGAUGGCACGAAUACUUACUUUGUAUUCAUCUGAGAAUACCUCCUAUGUUUAUUGCUCACAGCAGCGAGUUAAUUCAAUACUAGGACGAUGGUAUAAAAAUCACAAUACUUACA
Messenger RNA from Exophiala oligosperma, 1493 nucleotides. RefSeq names its product replication factor C subunit 5. The record is from RefSeq and is a predicted model, not a curated record. The transcript has 2 exons. Gene Ontology annotation, molecular function: DNA clamp loader activity; DNA binding; ATP hydrolysis activity. Gene Ontology annotation, cellular component: Elg1 RFC-like complex; nucleus; DNA replication factor C complex. NCBI's taxonomy places the organism in Eukaryota, Fungi, Ascomycota, Eurotiomycetes, Chaetothyriales, Herpotrichiellaceae. The coding region runs from base 56 to 1120 and encodes 354 amino acids. Gene Ontology annotation, biological process: DNA-templated DNA replication; DNA repair.